CCCUCCCACCUAAUCACCCUCGAAUCUACCUCCACAAUGGCCACUCGCAGCGCCGCUCUUAAGAUCGACUGGGUCAAGGUGACCAGCUCGCUCGGCCUCCGCGGUCAGACGGCUACUUCUCUCCAGUCCUUCAAGAAGCGUAACGACGAUGCCCGCCGCAAGGUCCAGGUCCAGUCCGAACUCCCCCAGACCGUCGACUUCGCCCACUACCGCAAGGUCCUGAAGAACCAGGCCAUCGUCGACGAGAUCGAGAACCACUUCAAGAGCUUCAAGCCUGCCACCUACGACGUUAACCGUCAGAUCAAGGCCAUCGACGCUUUCGAGGCCCAGGCCGUCCAGAGCGCUGAGCAGACCAAGGGCAAGGUUGAGUCUGAAAUCCUCAACUUGGAGAAGACCCUGGAGAACAUCGAGACUGCCCGGCCAUUCGAGGACCUCACUGUUGACGAGGUUGCCGCUGCCCAGCCUGAGAUCGAUGAGAAGACCGCUUCCCUGGUCUCCAAGGGCAAGUGGAUGCCCCCGGGAUACAAGGAGCGCUUCGGCGAUCUUUCUGCCGUUUAAAUUGGCAGAAUCUUUCUGUUACUUUUACGCCUCCCUUAUCCCUCGACCAGUGUAAUCACACGAAUAAAUCCCCUUAUUGUCAAGGAUGUGGGCCAGCUAGGGUACUGUUCCUGCUGUCUGGCAGUGUGGUUCUUGGUUUUCCGGAUGUGUAUAGAAACGUUGUUUGAAUUAGAAGAUGGUUUCCUGCAUUCAUACGUUCUAUUCUGGCUGCUGUAGACACUUCUCAUCUUGGUCGAGCCGUGAAUCCAUUCUGUCGCACAUGUAAUCAGUGAUUCUAAGUGACCUAUAGUUUGGUAGGCUUAUUUUGAUCCGUCUUCAUCAUGGGGGUUAGUCGAGGUCAUUAUUAGGCACACAGUAUGGGGUACAAGGAACUACUUAUGCUGAUCCUAAAUUGAUAUAAAACAAAUUAAAUCUUUUUUUAGA
Molecule: messenger RNA, 981 nt
Organism: Aspergillus wentii DTO 134E9
Lineage: Eukaryota; Fungi; Ascomycota; Eurotiomycetes; Eurotiales; Aspergillaceae
Product: F1F0 ATP synthase subunit d
Exons: 4
Coding region: 37-558 (173 amino acids)
Biological process (GO): proton motive force-driven ATP synthesis
Molecular function (GO): proton transmembrane transporter activity
Source: RefSeq, a predicted model, not a curated record